Molecule: messenger RNA, 903 nt
Organism: Ilex paraguariensis (yerba mate)
Lineage: Eukaryota; Viridiplantae; Streptophyta; Magnoliopsida; Aquifoliales; Aquifoliaceae
Source: the annotation of a GenBank genome assembly
AUGUUGAUUGAGGAGGGAGAUGUGCGAAGUUCCGUUGGUACCCAGGGGAAUGGAUUGAUUGGCGCUGACACAGAUGACUAUGAAGUUGUUGGCAUGAUGGAGAUUGAAGGAGGCAUCAGAGAAAGGGUCCUAGGAGCCGGAGUGGAGGCAGAGAUGGGAACCCCGCUGGGCGCUGCUGUAAUCUACGCAUUUCAAGGAGAACGUCCAAACAUCAGGCGCCGAGGGCCAGGCGACCCAGACGCUAGUGUGGGACCUUUGGGCCAGCUGAGAAAUGAGAUGGGCGUCGAUCUGAGCACUAUUGGCCAACAGGCUUGUGGAGGUGGGCGUGUAAAAGCCGCUGGGCACGCAGGGAUCGCUGGGCGCGCAGCUAGGCGUGCAUGUAUGGUUGGGGCUACUUUAGGGAAACAGGGAGGCAGGUGUGCGCUACCAAGGGCUAGCCAUGGUCUAGGCAGUGGAGCGAGCACCGAGGGGCGUCUAGGCGUUUCCAUGCACGUAGAUGGGGCGAGCCAUGGUGGGUGCCUAGGUGCUACUACUGGGAGCGCCUCAAUGGCCCUCAAGGAGAAGGCACUGGCGCCCACUGUUGUUGCCAUUCGAAUGGGAGGCAUUAACUGCGGUGGGAAGCUUAGGCGAGCCCUAAGCAUUGCCAAUGGAGGGUUCGCUGGGCGCGCAGUUGGACGUACAGGUGUGGUUAUGGCUACUUUAGGCAAGCAGGGAGGUGGGUGCACGCUAUCAAAGGCUGAUCAUGAUCUAGACAAUAAGGCCAACACUGAUGGGGAGAGCCAUUGUAGGUGCCCAGGCAUUGCUGCUAGGAGCGUAUCGAUGGAGCUCGAGGAGGAGGCACGGGUGCCCGCUGCUACUGUCGUUCACGUAGGAGACAUUGACAACGGUGGGCAACUAGGGUGA